UCAGGGAUGCAGUGGCUCAGGUGUCACGGUGCUAUACUGCUGGGCUGCCGGGCUGUUGGGUUUCCCGCGGCGGCCUUCAUCCCAGAGCCUGUUUGAUAUGCGGGCAGCGGCGGUGGUGACUCUGGUGGCGGCGCUGCUGGGCCUCACCUGUGGAUGGCGUGGAGCAGCUGCCCAGACUGUGGAUGGCGAGGCGGGGAGCGAGGAGGAAGAAGUGUGGAUGGAGCCGCGCCAGCUGAUGCAGGUGGUGGAGGGCACGAGCCACGUGGUGCGCUGGUUCACGGUGCUGCCCGACGUGGCCUCCGUCACGGCGAAGGUGGAGGACGAGAGAGUAUCCCGGGUGGAAGCUGUGGGGCCCGUCCUGAACGCCUCCUCCCUCGAUAACUUUACUUUCAGCGGCAUCGUCGAGGUGUCUGCGACCUUCAUUGGAUAUAACAAGCUGCGUGUCUUCCUUCACGAUGACUUGGGCUCCGUGACGGGGGAGGUGGAGAUGCCCAUGAGCGUGCUGCUGUCAUACCAGAAGUUGAGUGACCUGUUCAUGAUGAUCGCCAGCGUGCUUGUGGCUGUGCUCUACGUGAUCAUGGGCGCUACGCUGGACAUGAAGGUGCUCGCGCUGAUCAUCAAGAAGCCCAUCGGUCCCCUGGUGGGAAUCGUGUGCCAGUAUCUGUUCAUGCCUCUGAUCGCCUUCGGCCUGGCCAAAGCCACCUUCCCGGACAACCCUCUGGGCCAGCUGGGACUGUUCCUGGGUGGCAGCUGUCCCGGCGGCGGCGCCUCCAAUAUGUGGACGCACCUGCUGGGCGGCUCCCUCGACCUGUCCAUCAUGAUGACUUUCAUAUCUACCGUCACGGCCUUCGCCACCGUGCCUCUGUGGGUGCUGCUGAUGGGGCCGACCAUCGUGGGGGACGCCAACUUCGUCAUCCCCUACAAGGACAUCGCGGUGCUCGUCUUCAGUCUGUCCAUGCCCUGUGCCCUCGGGAUACUCAUUGCGAAGUUCCUGCCGAGGGUGGGCAAGGUGCUGGGCAAGAUGCUGACGCCCCUCACCCUCUUCAACGUGAUCUUCCUCUUCACCUUCGGAGUGUACGCCAACCUCUACGUGUUUUCUCUGUUUGAGGUUAAGACUAUAUUCGCGGGCUUCGGGCUUCCCUUCCUUGGUUACCUGAGCGGGAUGGGCCUGGCGUCUCUCCUCAGGCUGCCAAUGAAGGACCGCGUCGCUAUUAGCAUCGAGACGGGCAUCCAGAAUAUGACUAUCGCUAUCAUCAUACUUAAAUUGACUCUAGAGGCGCCCGCUUCGGAGUUGACUGUGGUGUUCCCCGCCGCCGCAGUGCUCAUGACGCCCAUCCCACUCCUCGUCAUGCUCAUCAUACGAAGGCUGUACCUGUGGCGCCGCGGUCCUCAGGAGGAGGAAGAGAAGACAGAGAAGGAGAAGGAGAUGGAAGCGAAGGAGACGAACGGGAAGGUGGAGAGCGGAGGAGGCAAGGCGGAGGCGGGAGGUGGAGGGACAGUGGAGAAGGACGGAAACAAGGCGAAGACAGGAGGAGCAAAGGAGGAACAGACGGACGAAGGGAAGGUGGAGAGAAAUGGAACAGCGGGUGUGGUGGAGGGUGGAAUCGAUAAUCCUGGAGUGGAGGUGGAAGAUACUUUUUGACACACUCCACAUGCAUCCUGAUACACACACACACACACACACACACACACACACGAUACUGUUGGCGUGUGAUCUGAUGACUCACGAAUCAGAGAGAAGAGAGAAGAGUGAAUGAGUGAUUUGAAUUAGUGAGUGAACUGAUUGUAUGAGUGAGUGAGAGACAGAAAAAUAUUAAAUGAAUGAGAGUGAACUAGCGAGUGGCGAGUGAUUUGAGUGAGUGAGAGUGAAUGACUAAGUGCAAGUUCAGCCCCCUAAUGGCUUCCUUAAAGGUUGUGAUAAAACGUAGCGAAUUAUCUAUGCAAAUAUGUCUGUUUUUUAUAGUGUUUAUAUUGUUGAAUGAAAUAUAUUGUAUUGUCUUUGUAUUUUUUACGAUGUUUUUAGUUGACAGAUCUACUUUAAGAAUACACGUAUUUAUGUACAAAAAGGA
This is a messenger RNA of Scylla paramamosain (green mud crab), 2069 nucleotides long. RefSeq names its product hepatic sodium/bile acid cotransporter-like. The record is from RefSeq and is a predicted model, not a curated record. The coding region runs from base 98 to 1642 and encodes 514 amino acids. NCBI's taxonomy places the organism in Eukaryota, Metazoa, Arthropoda, Malacostraca, Decapoda, Portunidae. Gene Ontology annotation, cellular component: membrane. The transcript has 11 exons.